AUGGGUAUGGGUAUUCGACUAAAUGGAAUUACAAAUGUCCCAAAUGAACUGCAAAAGCAUGCAGAUUAUUUGCAUUUUUACAGAAGAGAUGAAAUGGGCGAACAAAAACACGAUAGAGAAAAAGAAAAUGGAGUAGAAGAUUUGGCAUUAACAGCAAAAGUGACAAAAACGAAGAUUUGGACCAUGACGCACUCUCCCGUGAAAACCGCCUGUUUGAUUACUGACGCUACUACUGACGCGCGUGCUCGACGCUUGAAGAAACGCCAAACACGGAAUCGACUAACUAAGAAAAACGAUCUUCUUCGCGUAGCAACACAAUUUGUCUACGAGUUAUCAAACGUGCGCAAAGGAACUGAAAUCGAUGAACACGCCGGAAACGUGAAACUUUGUCGAAAAAAAGUUGUAAAUAUAAAUGAAAAUGAAGGAAAAGUUGAUGAAUUCCUGAAAUCAAACGAAUCAGCGAUUGGGAAAGUAAUUAUAUCUGUAAUGGAAGCAUUAUUAUCAACGUUAAUUAUUAGCAAUGAAUGGUAA
Molecule: messenger RNA, 531 nt
Organism: Loa loa (African eye worm)
Lineage: Eukaryota; Metazoa; Nematoda; Chromadorea; Rhabditida; Onchocercidae
Exons: 7
Coding region: 1-531 (176 amino acids)
Source: RefSeq, a predicted model, not a curated record